This is a messenger RNA of Penicillium lagena, 2643 nucleotides long. RefSeq names its product vacuolar protein sorting-associated protein 35. The transcript is spliced from 5 exons. The record is from RefSeq and is a predicted model, not a curated record. Gene Ontology annotation, cellular component: retromer complex; retromer, cargo-selective complex; late endosome. Lineage: Eukaryota; Fungi; Ascomycota; Eurotiomycetes; Eurotiales; Aspergillaceae. The coding region runs from base 1 to 2643 and encodes 880 amino acids. Gene Ontology annotation, biological process: retrograde transport, endosome to Golgi; intracellular protein transport.
AUGGCGAGCCCACCUCCCGUCCCCGAGGACCAGAACCGCCUCCUCGAGGAGGCAUUGGGGGUGGUGCGCCAGCAAUCAGGCAUGAUGCGCAAAUGUCUAGAGACUCCUGGCAAGCUCAUGGAUGCGCUCAAGUGCGGGUCUACUCUCGUCUCCGAACUGCGAACCCCAAGCCUUGGCCCGAAACAGUAUUAUGAGCUGUACAUGGCCGUGUUCGAUGCGCUGCGACACCUAUCCGUCUACCUGAAGGAGAACCACCCCGUCAAUCACCUAGCGGACCUCUACGAACUGGUCCAGUAUGCCGGCAAUAUCGUCCCCCGCCUCUACCUGAUGAUCACCGUGGGAACCGUGUACAUGUCGGUUGAGGAUGCGCCGGUCAAAGAGAUCAUGAAGGAUAUGAUGGAGAUGAGUCGCGGUGUCCAGCAUCCGAUCCGGGGUCUCUUCCUGCGAUAUUACCUGUCCGGUCAAGCUAGAGAUUACCUGCCCCUGGGGAAUGGUGAUGGGCCUGAAGGCAACCUCCAGGACUCGAUCAACUUUGUCCUGACGAAUUUUGUGGAAAUGAAUAAGCUCUGGGUUCGGCUGCAACACCAGGGUCCCUCCAGAGAACGGGACAGGCGGAUCCAGGAGCGGCGCGAGCUCGAACUGCUCGUGGGCAGCAACAUUGUCCGACUCAGUCAAUUGGUGGAUCUCGAAGGAUACAAGUCUGGCAUUUUGCAAGCACUGUUGGAACAAGUGGUGCAAUGUCGGGAUGUUCUGGCGCAAGAAUAUCUGCUGGAAGUCAUCACAAAGGUAUUCCCGGAUGAGUUCCAUCUGCACACCUUGGACCUUCUGCUAUCCGCCAUUGCCAAACUCCAUCCACAUGUCGAUCUCAAGAAGAUUGUCAUCGGGUUGAUGGAUCGUCUUUCUUCCUUUGCCGCCCGAGAGUCAGAAGCACCUGCGGAACCGGAAACACGGAAACAAAAUGAGGAAGAAGCAGUUGCUCGACUGUUUCAGAAACUUGAGCUUGAUAAAGAAGCCAAGGCCAAAGCCAAAGCCCCAGAGUCCGGCGAGGGUGCUGCUGCAAGUGGUGCCGCCCAAGAAAACGGCGCCGAAGGACCUUCCAAGGAGAGUGACAACGCGGCAGAUGCGUCGAAAGAAGAUAAUCAAGUCGCAAAUGGAGGUGAAGCUGGCCCGAAGCCCGGAAUUCCCGUAGAUAUCAAACUCUACGAUAUCUUCUACAAUCAGGUGGUCGACUUGAUCAAGACGCGCGCAUUACCAAUCCAAGACACCAUGGCGCUUUUGGUGUCGCUCGUCAAUCUCGCGCUGAACAUUUACCCAGAUCAGUUGGAAUAUGUCGACCAGGUCCUGGACUUUGCGACCCAGAAGACAAAUGAAUACACUGACCACGCCGAUCUCCACUCUGCACUAACGCAACAGCACAUUCUUCAUCUUCUCGGGGCCCCGCUUCGUUCUUAUGUUUCGAUAUUCACAGCAUUGGCACUGCCGCAUUAUGUACCACUCCUGUCUUCACAAUCUUAUCCCACCCGGAGAGGAAUCGCUGGCGAGAUUAUCCGGAGUAUCCUCAAGAACAGGACUCUUAUUUCGACCACGGAGAAUCUUGACCGGGUGCUCCAGGCGGUGAAGGUUUUGAUCAAGGAGGGACUGCAGCAGGCUGCUGGAUACCCCGGGAUGCAGACCCAGCGGCGAGGUGGUGAGACUGAUGAGACAAUUGAGGAACAAGGAUGGCUUGCAAGAUUAGUACAUCUGAUCCAGUCUCCAGACAACGACACACAACUCAAGCUUCUGCAAGCCACGCGCAAGGCCUAUAACGAAGGCAAUGAGCGGAUACGCUACACCACCCCAGCUAUUGUGACAGCGUCAAUUCGCCUAGCGCGGAAACUGAAGUCGCGCGAGCACUACGAUGACAAUUGGCAGUCGCAAUCAUCUGCGCUCUACCGAUUCAUGCAUCAGAGCAUCAAUAAUCUGUACCAGCGUGUCAACCCAGGCUGCGCCGAUCUAUCUCUUCGCCUGUUUGUGAUGUGCGGUGAAGUCGCGGACCAAACCGGCUUCGAGGAAGUCAGCUAUGAGUUCUUUGCGCAGGCAUUCACCAUCUACGAAGAUGCGAUUAGCGACUCGCGCGCCCAGUUCCAGGCCGUCUGCAUCAUUGCGGGAGCUCUGCACGGCACGCGCGGCUUCUCAAAGGAGAACUACGACACGCUUAUUACCAAGGCCGCCCUACAUGGCAGCAAGCUCCUCAAGAAGCCCGACCAAUGUCGCGCCGUGUAUUUGGCGAGCCACUUGUGGUGGGUAGUCGAAAAUCCGCAGCGUGAGGAUGAUGAUCCUAAAAACCUCUACCGCGAUGGCAAACGAGUCCUCGAAUGCCUCCAGCGUGCCCUCCGCGUCGCCGACGCCUGCAUGGACACCGCCGUCUCCGUCGAGCUCUUCGUCGAGAUCCUCAAUCGCUACGUCUAUUAUUUCGACCAGCAGAACGAGACCGUCACCAUCAAGUACCUCAAUGGCCUCAUUGAGCUCAUCCACUCCAACCUGCAAACUACGGAGAGUGAGCCCAACCCGAGUCUCGAUGGCCCGCAACGUCAUUUCCACCGCACCCUGGAGUACAUCCGGUCUCGCGAUUAUGAAGGUAUUGUAACGGAGACACGGCAGUAG